This is a messenger RNA of Stegostoma tigrinum, 7452 nucleotides long. RefSeq names its product zinc finger protein 850-like. The coding region runs from base 1314 to 6074 and encodes 1586 amino acids. NCBI's taxonomy places the organism in Eukaryota, Metazoa, Chordata, Chondrichthyes, Orectolobiformes, Stegostomatidae. The record is from RefSeq and is a predicted model, not a curated record. The transcript has 21 exons. Gene Ontology annotation, cellular component: nucleus.
GUCUGAACGAGAGCAGGAGAGGGAGAAGAAUUCAGGACUUGAAGAUAUGAAACUCAAACCAAGCAUCGCAUCAAGAUCUGGCAGGAACACCGGAGACAUCAGGACGCAAUUUGAAGACAUGAGACUCAAACGAAGCAUCGCAUCAAGAUCUGACAUAUACUGGAGUCAUAAGGACGCGUAUGUUUGUCAUUUUGUUUUGUGGUGAGAGGUUCACUGGGCAUGGAAAGGGCAGGUCAUGAAGGGAUUUUUAAACAGAAUUUGAGAAUUUAAGUUCUUAACAGACAGAUGCAGGUCUUUGAGGAAAAUGGUGAUGGGUAUGCCGAUGGGACUUGGAGCGGAGCGCAUAGAUUCCAGAGAUUUAAGGUAAUCACUGACUUCUGAGGGCUUGAAUGUAGGAGGCUAAGCAGGACUUUAUUUGAGCAGUGCAAUAUGGAAGGAACAAAUGAAUGGACAAGAGUUUCAGAAGAUCAGCUAAGAGGAUCAGUGGGCAAGUUGAGCGGUGUUACUUAGAUGAAAACCUGAGGUCUUGGAGAUGGUAAAGAUAUUUAACCAUGGAACUGCACGAGCGAAAUAUGAUACCAUUGCUGCAGGCUCCUGGUUCGGUAUAAGACAAUUGGCAGGGAGUUAAUUGGAGUCAGUGGUAAAGGAAUGAGAUUUAUAGCACGCACUGAAGAUAAUGUCUUCAGACUCCCUAAUAUAAAAAUCGGGGAGGUUUAUUCUCACCCUGUACUGAAUGUCAGACAAGUCAGUUGUAGUCUUUUACUCACAUCCACCUCUACCAUCUCUUUCCCCUUUCACAGAGGCCAGCCCAGGUUGCAUGAACCAAUUGGGUAUUUGUGACGAUCCAGUACAUUUCAUGGUCACUUUUAACUUGCAUUAGCUGCACAAAUUUCCAUUUUCAUUCAGCUCAAUUUCACAACCUACAUUUUGUGUUUUUUUGGGGUUUUCUCACACUUCCUUUUCCUGUUCAAAAUCAAUUUCACAGGAUAUUAGAAGGUGACUGAAACCAAACACCACAUUCAAUCCAAUUUGCUGCAUUUAAAAAUCAUCAGGUUAUCAUGGAAAGAAAUGACACCAUCCACAGUGCAGAGAAACCGCACAUGUGCUCUCUAUGUGGGCAGGGUUUCAGCUGAUCAUCUGGCCUGUCAAAACACAAGCACAGUCAAACUGGGGAGAAACCGUGGAAAUGUGGGCACUGCGGGAAGGGAUUCAGCUACCCUUCAAAGCUGGAAACUCACCAGUGCAGUCACACUGGGGAGAGGCCAUUCACCUGCUCUGAAUGCGGGAAAGGAUUCAUUCGGUCCUCCCACUUGAUGAGACACCAGCGCACUCACACUGGGGAGGGACCAUUCGUCUGCUCUGAGUGCGGAGAGAAAUUCACUCUGCAUUCCAACUUCAUGAUUCACUGCCAAAUUCAUAGCGGAAAAAUACCUUUCACCUGCCCUGUGGAUGGGCAGCCAUGCAUUGAUUCAUCUACCCUGCAAAACCAACGUGUUCACACUUUUGAGAGACCUUUCAAAUGUCAAGGCUGUGGGGUGUGCUGUCAAAGUUCUGUGGAACUGAUGGCCCAUCAGCAGGUCCACACUGAUAAAAGACCAUUCAGAUGCUCUUACUGCGGGACUGGGUUCAAACACUCGUCUCAACUCAUCGUACAUGAGCGCCUUCACACUGGGGAGAGACCUUUUAAAUGCACAGACUGCGGGAAGUGCUACAAAAGUUCUGGGGAACUGAUGUCCCAUCAACGGGUUCACACUGACGAGAGACCGUUCAGAUGCUUGCAUUGUGGGACCGGCUUCAAGCACUCAUCUCAACUCACUGCACACCAGCGAAUUCACACGGGAGAGAGGCCAUUCACCUGCUCUGAGUGUGGGAAGGGAUUUGCUCAAUCAGCUGAUCUGCUGACUCACCAGCGGGUUCAUACGGGGGAGAGGCCUUUCACAUGCUCUGAGUGUGGGAAAGGAUUCACUCGCUCCUCACACCUGGUGACACACCAGCGGGUUCACACUGGGGAGUGGCCGUUCACCUGCUCUGAAUGUGGGAAGAAAUUUACUCAGCUCGCCCACCUGCUGACUCACCAGCGAGUUCACAAUGGAGAGAGACUUUUUCAGUGCGCAGACUGUGGGAAGUGCUACAAAAGCUCUUGGGAACUCAUGUCCCAUCAACGUAUUCACUACGAUGAGAAACCGUUCAGGUGCUCUCAUUGUGGAAUAGAGUUCAAGCGGUCAUCUCAACUCACUGCACACCAGCGAGUUCACACCGACAAGAGACCCUUUAAAUGUCCUGAUUGUGGGAAGUUUUUCAACAGGACUGAUGGACUGGCAUCCCAUCGAGAAAGAAUUGAGAGGCUGGGUCCCUUUUCACUGGCAAAGGACGAUGACUUCACAGAGACCUUUAAAAUGAUCAUCAGUUUCCUCUUGUGUGGAGCAGCGCAACUGAAGGCUGCCAACACACCUAAAAGCUUCCAAGCUGCUUCACCCAUGAGUCAAAGCUUGGUCAAAGAGAUCAAUUUUCACCAGUAUCUGGAAGUAGGAAAGGGAGGGAAUUCCAGAGCCUUGGCAACUGAGUGCAUAACCAGCAAUGAUGGGAGUGAUCAGCAGAGUGGAAGCAAUGGUGUGAUCUUUAUCCAGGAAAGGGGCAAUAGAGAAAGGAGACAGGAAAUGCAAACUCGACUCAAAGAAUCUGUACAUCUUUUCAUUUACCCCAAACCCCCAGGAAGUGACCAGUGUGCUGCCUCCAUCCCUCAACAUGCCACUGGACCCCUGCUGAGUUUGGCCAUGUACAGGUUUGUCACCAAGCUGGAUGAUUGGUUAAAAUCACGACCACAAGCAGAACACACGUAUGGUUUCUUCCCACGCAGCAUUGUGGGAACACUUUCACCACAUGGACUGCAGAGCUUCAUGAAGGUCAAGUAUUGUGUUCUCCAGAUGCCACUGGGAAUUGCCACUGCCCGGUUCAUUGGUUUCACCGAUCCGCCUGAUCCUCACCGUUUGUUGAUUCUAACAAAUAAGACAGUGACCAUCGACGACCUAAAAAGAGGUCAACUGCGCAUGUGCCGUGCUGUUUGGGCCUUCUGCCACGCACCGCGCAUGCUCCAAUUUCGCUGGGCCCGACUGAUUGACAGCGACUGCGGACCAAUAGAAACAAAAAGGGGCGGAACUGGAGGACAGAUCUGGCGCGCAAAACUGAUGGAUAAAUUUAAGGUAGAGACCAUUGGCCUGAUUGAGGAUGAUGUACACAAGAAAUUGAGGGGAACAGGUUCCAGGAGAACUAUUGCGUUCACUGCUCAAAAUGUGGUGUGCUCUAUAUUGGAAUCAGCAAAUACUGACCAGGUGAUUACUUCACGGAACAACAGCCAUUCAGUCUGCAAACUGAAACCUGAGCUUCCAGUCAGUUGUCAUUUUAAUAUCUACCCCACUCCUACUCUGACAUCUGUGUCCUUGGCUCUCUCCCCUGCUCCAAAAGAAGCUCAAAGCAAGGUCGAGGAACACCUUCGACAUGUUACUGAUGACGAUGAACAUCUCACCAGGGAUAUCCUGACACCUCCACUUCUCAGCUUCGAACCACCACCAAACAGACCAUCAUUUGCAGCAAACUACCCAGCCUUCAGGAGAACAGCGACCACAACACUACACAACUCUGCCAGGUACCCUGGAAGUUCCCGAAAUCCCUCGACAGAAAAUCCAAAGAGGGAGCAUUUCUCUUGCAACCAGGCGCUCCGCCACGUGCCGAACGAAGCUUUUGUUCGAGCUCCAGUUGUGAAGAUUGAUAUGGAAGGAAAUAACACUGUUCACAACGGGGAGAAACCGUACACGUGUCCUCUGUGUGGACGCGGUUUCAGCCGAUUAUCUGGCCUCUCAAAACAUAAAUGCAGUCAGGAUGGGGAGAAACCGUGGAAGUGUGGGGACUGUGGGAAGGGAUUCCAGUACCCUGGCCAACUGGAAAUCCACCGGCGCAGUCACACUGGGGAGCGGCCGUUCACCUGCUCGGACUGCGGGAAGGAAUUCGCUCGGUUGUCCACUCUGCUGACACACCAGCGAGUUCACACCGACAAGAGACCUUUCAAAUGUCCAGACUGCGGGAAGUGCCAUAAAAGUUCCGGGGAACUGAUGUCCCACCAGCUUGUUCACACCGACGAGAGACCGUUCAGGUGCUCUCACUGCGGGACUGGCUUCAAACGGUCGUCUCAACUCAUUGUGCACGAGCGCAUUCACACAGGAGAGAGGCCCUUCACGUGUUCGAUGUGUGGGAAGGGAUUCACUCAGUCAACCCACCUGCUGAAACACCAGCGAAUUCACACCGGGGAGAGGCCGUUCACCUGCGCCGUGUGUGGGAAAGGGUUCACUCGGUCCUCCAACCUUCUGACGCACCAGCGAGUUCACACUGGGGAGAGACCUUUCAAUUGUCCAGACUGCGGGAAGUGCUUUAAAAGUUCCAGUGAACUAAUGCGCCAUCAACGUGUUCACACUGACGAGAGACCGUUCAGGUGUUCUCACUGUGGAACUGGCUUCACACGAUCAUCUGACCUCACUGUACACCAGCGAAUUCACACUGGGGAGAGGCCGUUCACCUGCUCCAAGUGUGGGAAGGGAUUCACUAAGUUAUCCAACUUGUUGGCGCACCAGCGUAUACACAAUUGUUUCUGCCUUUUCCAGCUGACUGUUGAUCAACACUUGACUGGAGCUCGAAAAGGACAACCUGGGGGAUAUUCAAAGAGGAUGUGCUGUGACAUCACCCACUCCCUGGAGAGGUCCUUAACUGUGAAAUUUUUCUCUGAUUCCAAUGCUUCUGAUAUCAUUCCAGUUGCAGUGACAGAGCCUUCAUUCCCUUCUGGGAGAGAUAUCAACAGUUGUGUGACUGGAGGAGAUCAGAGACAUAGUGCUGGUCACAAACAGGAAGGAAAAGAGCAAGUGGCUGCAGAGUUUGAAAGUAAAGUUGCUCAUACUGUCGUGGCUUAUGACAGAGGCGGGUUUGCACUGUACAGACGGGUUCUGAUAGCAUCACCGAGGAGCCUGAAUUGUAUUUUGAACAUGGAAGGAAAAAGCAGCAUUUCCAGUGGGGAGAAACCAUGGAAAUGUGGAGACUGUGGGAUGGGGUUCAAUUACCCAUCUGUGCUUGAAAGGCAUCAGCGAAGUCACACUGGGGAGAGGCCAUUCACCUGCUCAGACUGUGGGAAGGGAUUUGCUCGGUCUUCUACCCUAAUGAGACACCAAAGAGUUCACACUGGGGAGAGGCUGUUCACCUGCUCUGACUGCGGGAAGGGAUUCACUCAGUUAUACCACCUGCUGACACACCAGCGAGUUCACACUGGGGAGAGGCCAUUCAGCUGCUCUGAGUGUGGGAAAGGAUUCACUCAGUUAUCCCAUCUGCUGCUACACCAGCGGGUCCAUACUGGGGAGAGGCCUUUUAAAUGCCCUGACUGUGGGAAGUCCUUUAAAAGUUCCAGGGACCUGAUGCGUCAUCAACAUGUUCACACUGAUGAGAGACCUUUUAAAUGUUCAGACUGUGGGAAGUGCUAUAAAGGUUCCACAGAACUGAUAUGCCAUCAGCGUUUUCACACUGAUGAGAGACCAUUCAGGUGCUCUCACUGUGGGUCUGGGUUCAGAACAUCUUCACAGCUGACUGUACACCAGCGAGUUCACACUGGGGAGAGACCAUUCAUCUGCUCCGUCUGUGGGAAGAGAUUCACUCAGUCAUCCAACCUGCUGAAACACCAGCGAGUUCACACCGGUGAGCGACCUUUCACCUGCUUAGUGUGUGGAAAGGGAUUCAGUCAGUCAACCACCCUGCUGACACAUCAGCGAGUUCACACUGGGGAGAGGCCAUUUGCCUGCUCCGAGUGCGGGAAGGGAUUUGCUGAUUCGUCCACUCUGCGGGCACACCAGCGAGUUCAUACCGGGGAGAGGCCUUUCACCUGCUCCCAGUGUGGGAAGGGAUUCACUCAGCUAUUCCACCUGCGGAGACACCAGCGAGUUCACACCGGGGAGAGACCGUUCUCCUGCUCUGAGUGUGGGAAGGGAUUCACUCAGUCAUCCCACCUGUUGAAACACCAGCGUGUCCAUGAGGAGCUGCAGUGAUUGGAUUUAGCUGUCAAUUGUAUUAAUCGCACAAUCCUCCAGAUUGGGGCAAGGAGCAGUUUAGUAAUUGAUGUAUGCUGCUGAGUAUUAACAGAUUCAAACAGCCGAGUGAAACUCUCUCUUCCUCAAGUCCUCAAAAACAUUGCAUAAAUUAUUACAGCUGAAAUAUUAUGGUAUAAGGAGCAAAAGGUUUAAGGCAAAGACUUUCCCCACAUUGAAGUGUUGUCAACAGUGUGGUUCUGAAGGCACAUGUAGCGUGAAAGUAUGGUAAAGAGGAGUAGAGCUGCUUAGGAACCAGAAAGGAAAUUCACUUAAUGAAGCAGGGAACAUAACAGAGGGGAGUGCAGUGAAGGGGUGGGGGGAAUGUCAGUUGAGGUGGGGUCAUGAGGAAAAGGAGGUCAGUUAGAAUAUUGGAUCUGGGGGUGGAUGUUGUUGAGUCUGACAGGGCUGGGGUGGGUGUUUGGAGCAGUUGAGCAGGGGGAUGUCAUGUUGGUAGAUGGAGAUGUUUUUGAAUCUUGGGUGUCUUGAGGGUGUAGUUGAGUGGUCCAGUGAUGCGUCAGUUUAAAAAUUAUGAGUUUGAGCUGGUUAUAAUCUCAUUUUUUCUGAGUAGCUAUUAUCCUUAAGUCAGUUCAGACCUCGCUCUUUCGGUCACUGUCAGCAUCUCCAACAGUGCAGGAUACUUUCAGACUCUGUUUGUAUCUCUGACAUUGCAGAACACUCUGUCUCCGUGAGCACCUCUGACAGUGCAGGACUCUCUUAAUCUCUGUCAGCACCUCUUAAGUGUACAGGAUUCUGUUUUUCUGUGCAAGUGUUGGAUAAGAUAGUGGUACUUAGGUUAAAGAGUGGAAUUUGACCCCUCAAACUUCCAAUGCAGUGGUUAUAGUGCAAAUAACAGUGAAAGCAGUUCAAACAAUUGAACUGAACAGAAUGAAUGGGAGGAUUAGAGGAUAUUUGUAAAGUAAUUUAUUUGAUCGAGGAGAGGUUGAGAUCUGCAAAUCAGUACCUGAACCAGUGGGGAAAAGAGAAAUUCCCGUUGGAUUAAAGAGGAAGAUACUUGAAAAGCCAUUUGAGGUAUUGGGAUGAUACCCAGCCAGAUAUUUAUUGAAUUUGAGAAAGAAACAGAAAUAUUGUAGAAUCAGUGAUUUUGUUCAUUGAAGCUAGAGUAAACUUGCAAAAGUGUGAAAAAACUCAUGACUCUGGGAGAAUUCAGUUGCAUUCCAGUAACAAUUAAAUCCUACCUAGAUGACUACUCCUAAGUACGGAACUGAAGCAACAGUAGUUUGAGCAGAAGCAGAUGAUAUUUCUCACAGGCUGUGAAGUGGUCAAAUUUUGGCUCAUGGAAAACCACAGAGUAGCUGGAGGAAUAAACAAGGAAUCU